AUGGAUGAGCACGGCUUUGAGACACGACUUCGACACUUGGAACAUGUGCUAGCUGGUCGAGCCAACAGCAUUCCACGCAACACCAAGACGACCCUGUUGAAGCGCAUCGAUGGCCUGAAAAAGGAGCUCCACAACGUAUAUCGAUCCAACAAGUUGAUGCACGACUUUGUCGACAAAUAUGAGCCGCACGCAAAAGUUUUGGACCCAACCGAUUCCUCGUUGGCCUUGGAGCGAGAACUGUUGACCACUGAUACCAAGCUUGAACUGAUUCUGGCAGCAUACGAUGAUAUGGAGCGUUUUGCAUCACAGGUCAAGCAGGUGAAAUCUUUAGAACAUGUAGUGAGUGGAUCAGAGUAUGAUGCCCUGGAUACAUUGGGAGCAGAGCUACGACCACUUGAAGCGAAACAUAUGGAACAAACCAAGCAAUUGGAGCAAAUCACUCUUCAAGUCUCUCAAGCUAUGGAAAGUUACAAUGGCAUUAUCAAUACAUUAUCCGAGAUAUUUAUUGCAUGGGACGACAUUUUGAAUACCAUGGAAGCACAUGUAUCAGCAAUCGAGCGACAACGUCAAUCUCAAUGA
Lichtheimia ornata is the source of this 579-nucleotide messenger RNA. RefSeq lists its product as uncharacterized. Gene Ontology annotation, biological process: cytoskeleton-dependent cytokinesis. The record is from RefSeq and is a predicted model, not a curated record. The coding region runs from base 1 to 579 and encodes 192 amino acids. NCBI's taxonomy places the organism in Eukaryota, Fungi, Mucoromycota, Mucoromycetes, Mucorales, Lichtheimiaceae. The transcript has 4 exons. Gene Ontology annotation, cellular component: dynactin complex.